GGAUUACAUAGCUUUCUGGAGUACGUAAUUUGGACGAUGAUGGUGUUUUAUAGCUUCGUCUUUGUAAAGAAAAUUACCUCAGGUAUAAGAGAAAUCAGUUUUUGAUUUAUAAAGCUAUCCGCUCGCACAGUGUUUGUAGUUUAUGACAAAAUUUUCCGACCUUUGUACAUAUUAAAUUUCGGGUGGUUUUGUCAGGAUUCUUCAAAUUUCUGAAUGGCAACUUGAAAAUCCUAUUGCAAUAAAGGACUAAAUAAUAGAUUCGUUCGGUUUAGUUGAUAUAUUUGUGGUUAUUUGUGACACAAGCGUGUUGUUAGCAAGGUUUAUUCGAAGAAGUGCUGCUAGUUAGUUGGCCCGCGUUGUCUCUGUAGAUGGCAUUCCGGUCGCGCGCCGCUAUCGCACGGACGUAUACGACGCGUUCGCCUCCGCACCACUAACCAUCCUAUCGAAACUGUUUUUUGUUCCGUAGCUUUUGAUUUCAGACGAGCGUUAACAAUAAAAAAAAUAAAAGAAAAUCGUGAGACUCGUUUCGGAGUCUGGAUAAAAUUAGUCGCGACGUACAAACGGUGGUGGUGAUAAAGGAAAGUGAUGUGAGUUGUGUGUUGUGUUGCGAUGUGUUGAGCUUUGGUUGUUGACCAUGGGAUACGCGUCGACGGGAGCGGGACGGGCGGCGCACGAAGCGCUCCUGGCCCGCCAGGACGCGGAGCUGAGGCUCAUGGAGGCGAUGAAGCGAAGCCUCCAGGCUAAGAUGAAAAGCGAUCGAGAAUACGCCCUAGCUCUCUCCGCUGCCGCUGCGCAAGGGCAGAAGAUGGAUAAAUGCGAGGAACUUAAUGGAUCCGUGAUAGCAUCUGCGUGGCGUACGAUGACUGAAGAGUGGGAGAGCACUAGCAAACUGAUAAAGGCUAAUGCAGAGGCACUGGAGUCCCGCGCCCUCGACAGGCUCACUGCUCUCAUGGCAGAGCGCAGGAAAACCAGAAAAGUCUAUCAGGAAGACCACACCAAGAUAUCUUCGCAGUUUACACAGUUGUCCGAAGAGGUGCAGAGGAAGCAGAGUGAAUACCAGAAGUGUCUGGAGUCCUACAAACAGAUGAGGACCAAGUUCGAGGAGAAUUACCUUAAAUGUCCGACAAGUAGAGGCGGUCGCAAGUUGGACGAAACCCGUGAUAAGUACAGUAAAGCGUGCCGGAGGCUGCACCGGGCGCACAACGAGUAUGUGCUGCUGCUGGCUGAGGCUACAGAGUGCGAGAGGGCGCUGAGGACGGCGGCAUUACCCGCGCUACUCGACCAGCAGAGGCGGCAGGGCGAGGCCACUGCGACCUCGUGGAAGGGGAUAUUAUUGGAAGUGGUGCAGCGAGGUGAUUUUAGCACGGAGAAGUUCAGAGAGAUCCAGAGCAAGAUCGAAACGACCGUACAAAACAUAAGGCCGCAAGAUGAGUACAAGGAAUUCCUAGAAAAGUACAGAUCACCACCAUCCACACCAGUAGUCUUUACGUUUGACGAAAGCCUAGUCGAUGAUACGAGUGGAAAGUUGCAGCCAAAUCAAUUGACCGUAGAUAACUUAACAGUCGAAUGGUUAAAAGAAAAACUCACCGAGUUAGAAUCAACCCUUCAAGACAACAGAGAGAAGCAGACUGCACUACAAGGGCCGGAGAUAAUAGGCAAUGGUGUCUGCAAGAACAAUAAUACUGGUCUUACGAAUGGGGUCAAUGGUAUUGAUAGGCAUUCACCACCACCAAUUCCUGUAACGAUAUCAGAACCAGUGAAAUUACUGGAACUCCGGGUAGCGGAGCGCAAAUGUGCCAAACAAGCGGAAAUGAUCCGGUCAGCACUCGCUGAGCUUGGGUGUGAAGAAGCGCCCAGUGGCUGCCCAGACUUAUCUGCAGAGACGGUCGGCGUGGACAGCCUGGAUGGGAGUUCACCUGAUCAUCAGGACCGUUCAUCACUCAACUCUAAAGCGUCGAUGGACACUCUGCGGUUGCAUCUCCAUUCUAUAAUACCACCGAAGCCUUUCUUCAGGAUAUUCACGAGGCCAUUCAGACGCAAAUCUGUACCUUCUAGCCCUGCGCUACCUCCUAAGACAUAUAGGAGUAGCAGCGAGGGCCCAGCCGACACGGUUAGCGUAAGUGAAACGGAGCGGACUUUAGUGGAGCAAGAGUGGUUCCACGGGGUGCUGCCGAGAGAAGAAGUAGUGAGGCUUCUACGAGCUGAUGGGGACUACCUCGUUAGAGAGACGACUAGGAACCAUGCAAGGCAGCUGGUGCUGUCUGUGUGUUGGGGACAGCAUAAACACUUCAUUGUACAGACUACGCCUGAGGGUCACUACCGGUUCGAGGGCGCGGCGUUCCCCUCAGUGGCGGAACUGAUAGCGUGGCAGCGCACUAGUGGCGUGCCGGUCACCGCGCGCUCCGGGGCGCUGCUGCGGCGAGCCGUACCGCGCGAGAACUGGGAGCUCAACAACGACGACGUGCUGCUGCUCGACAAGAUCGGCAGGGGGAACUUCGGAGACGUAUACAAAGCACGCCUGAAGACCACGGGCCAGGAGGUGGCGGUGAAGACGUGCCGCGUGGCCUUACCUGAAGAACAGAAACGCACGUUCCUGCAGGAGGGGCGGAUAUUGAAGCAAUAUCAGCACCCGAACAUCGUGCGGCUCAUCGGCAUCGCAGUGCAGAAGCAGCCCAUUAUGAUCGUCAUGGAACUCGUUUCCGGCGGUUCUCUCCUAACGUUCCUGCGAACGCGUGCGUCCACUCUGAGCUCUCGCUCGCUACUGGCGAUGUGUCGCGACGCCGCGGGCGGCAUGCGCUACCUCGAGUCCAAGAACUGCAUCCACCGCGACCUCGCCGCGCGCAACUGUCUCGUCGGCGACGACAACAUCGUCAAGAUAUCCGACUUCGGCAUGUCGAGGGAAGAGGAGGAGUAUAUAGUUUCCGGGGGCAUGAAGCAGAUACCUAUCAAAUGGACCGCGCCUGAGGCACUCAAUUUCGGAAAAUAUACUUCCCUUUGCGACGUGUGGAGCUACGGUGUGCUGAUGUGGGAGAUAUUCUCCAAAGGGGACACUCCAUACGCUGGCAUGAGCAAUUCCCGCGCCAGGGAGAAGAUCGACACUGGAUACAGAAUGCCAGCGCCAGAAGGUUGUGCGGAGGACGUAUACGCUUUGAUGCUUCGUUGCUGGGAAUAUGAGCCAGAGAAGCGACCGCACUUUCACCAGAUAUACACUAUCAUAGAUAACAUUUACAACAGAUAGCCACAGAUUAUAUGUAAAAGAAGGAAACGUGUUGAUGAGACUUUUUAAAGAAAAGUGAAAAUGGGUAAAACUACGGAAUGGAUUAUUUUGCCACAUUAUGCUGGCGUAGUGAUUGUGGCACAGGAAGGGGCACAUGAUAUAGAAAUACUUAUUACAGGAACUGUAAAUUAUGGAGAUAAAUAUCCAAUGACUUUGCCCAGCAUACUACUGGCGAACAAUACUCUGUAUAGGUGGUGUAAUUGUAAGACUUUCUUGGCCUUAUUGCAUACAAGUUAGGCAGCCAUUCUACGAGAACUUAAGAAGAAAAUGACAUUCAAAAUUUGCCUUAAUACAACAACUUUGUGGUACAACUCUCUAUCUUUUAUGCUUUACGAAUUCUUACUCUUAACUUUUAUUUUUAUUUUCAAUUUUAUUAUUUUCUGCUACGUUUUUCAUUUAUCUCGAUACUUAAAUAGUCUUGUCUGUCAAUUUCUAUGUUUUGUAAACUUUAUAAUUAUACUUUUCCCGAUGUUUCCAAAGCUUGUGUGUGUAAAUUGUUAAAAAAACAAAGAGCACGUUUGUUGCCCGGGUUACACGAGUCUAGUUUCUCAUACUAGGAUAAAUAUAGGAUACAGCUAGUGGCAGUAAGCUUUCAAGUUAGUAAUUCUGGCUUCGUGCAGACAAAACUAGCUUCAUUUCUGAGCUAAUACGCUAGCAAGAUAGUUUACAAGCCAGGACAGUUUUUAAUAGGACGGAAUUCUAGUUUUUAGGCCAGUAUGGCCCCCGCCGCUGAUUUUACUAUUCUGGCUUGUGUACUAACUUUAUGUGGCCGGCGUAGCCAGUUUUCAGUUCAAUAGUAAGCAGGAACCACGCGUUUCGUUUUUUUGUUCUAGCAGCUGUAUUAUGAGUUUUAGUCUUAGGGUCCUUUUAAUAAAAUUCAACAACAUACAAUAAAAAAAAAUAUGGAUAUUACAGUAAGUACACAUUAUUUUACACACGAUGGUGGUUCUUUUGAGGUCUAUCUUAUCGGCAUUGGUUUCCACACACUUUACCUUGUCUAGCGCGAUUGGCACAGUUUUCUAAACUGUUUCAGUCGAAUAGUUUAUUUUUUCGCAUGCUCUUCAUUUUGGAUGUGUGGUCAACUCAGUCACUGAAAUAGUACUAGCUUAAAAUAAACUAGCCUGAUGUAAUAAAUAAUCAAUCCUCGUGUAGCCCGGGCAGUCUUCAAAAUACGUAUUUAGUCGUAGUAACCUCUUUUUAAUUAAUUGUUGUAUUAAAUUUUGAUCUUGUGCUUUCAAAACUUCGAUUUAUUAAAUGAUAAGUCUUUUUACGUCUCUUGUGUUGGAUGUUUGUAUGUAAAUUAUCAGAUACUGUUUGUAAAUUUGUGAAUGAAAUGUUGAUCUCUUUCGAAUGUCGUGUAUUUUGUUUAUAAACUUAAUUUGAUUAUUAUGAAUUAUCAUUUUAAGUUUCAAUUGUAAUGAUUGAUAAAUCUAAAAAAACUUCCUUUACCCUCUCAGGCAGUGCUGUUGGUAAAUGUCAUUGUUGUAAAAGAUUAUUCCGAUAUUGAAAUCCUUAGGAAUUAGCUUUCACACUAUGCAUAGAGUUCAAUAAUGUGGUGAUUUUAGCAUAAUCAGUAAACCAUCCUCGAAACUGUAAUCAUAUAUUAAAAUAGAUUGUCUUAUGUUAAGUUCGGAUCUCGUAUGCUUGCUGUCAUAUGCACUCGCUUCAAACUUCCCCAAUGCUUAUAAGUAGUGAAAAAUCGUACGGUUGUGUUGGUUCAACUACAGCAACAAAUAGGCUCAGUUAGUACCAAAGUAUGGGAGUAAUAAUAAGAUUCACUAUUGACAUACACCUUACAUUCAACAUGACCGUGAAAACGUACACAAUAGGCGGCCUUAUUGCUAAACCGCAAUCUCUUCCAGGCAACCCAUGACAGUGAAAUAAAUAAAUAAGAGGAACAAGUAGGAAAAAUUUAAUAAAGAAAUCUCGGAGUAAUACGAAUAGGAGAUCCGACUAUAGUUUUCAUAACAUUACUAAGAAACUACAUGUAAGUUAUAUCAAAUGUUAAUACAUAUUGUGAGAUUUUUAACGAUUACCUUGUUAUAUACCGAAUGAAAGUAUAAUCUCGAGUAUUUUUAUAUUUUUUAAUAUUUUAUAUGAAAUCGUAGUAUUGAAGUAUUUUUUAACGUGUUUUGUGGCAAUUGAUUGUGAUAGUUUGUAACAGUGCUUCCAAAUUAAUACUUUUCCAAUACAUUAAUUAAGAAACUUAUUAUAAUUAUAUAACCUUGGGGUGCUUGCUAAUCACACUUGGUACUGAAUAUUUGAAUUUUUAAUUCAUAAAUUAUCGAUUUGUUACUAGUUGUGUCAGAGCUACCCCAAAGGUCUUGCCUGAAUAUUAUCAAGAUAAAGGAUAUUUGUUAUGUUGUUAAAAUGUAACACAAAGUGAGAUAUGAAUACUAAAGUUUAUUGAAUGUUUAGUGAGUACCUAUACUUAUUAUUUAGUUUAAGAAUGAAAUGUGAAUGUAAAUAUUCUUUUCAUGUCAUAUUCAAUAAAGUGCCAGAUAAUUUUGGAUUCAAUAUAAAGCAUUCGUUUUUUUAAUGAUCAUCCUUAAAAAACAUAUCAACAAUAUCUACCUUGAAAAAAAAUUUGAGUAAACUUGAAUUUAGUAAAUAGAAGUGUUUUGGAGCUGAGUA
This is a messenger RNA of Chilo suppressalis (striped riceborer), 5911 nucleotides long. NCBI's taxonomy places the organism in Eukaryota, Metazoa, Arthropoda, Insecta, Lepidoptera, Crambidae. The record is from the annotation of a GenBank genome assembly.